AUGAGAAUUUUAAAAUUCCCAUCCCUAUUAAUAUGCGUUGCAUUCUUGAUUAAUCAGAAAUAUGGCUAUUCAUAUAACACAUAUAAAAUUAAAGAAAAUGAAACAACCUUGAAAGGUUAUAUCCCAAAAGAGGAUAUUGAAACAAAUAAUAUAAACCAUUUAAAAGUAAAACAUGAAAAAAAUAUUUUUAAAAACAAGAGAUAUAAUAAUAGAUUAUAUAAUACAUUAUAUCCUACUGACGAUAAUAAAAAUUCAGAAUUUUUUAAUACCCAUAACACAAGCAUAUAUAAAAAUGAAGAAAAUUCACAGCAUGCUAUCCCUAAAUCUUAUAGUGAUACUAUAAAUAACUCAAUAAACAAUUUUGGGGAUAUAGUAAAUGAUGUGGAAAAUUCUAACAAAACUCAAACUAAUAAAGAAGGGCUUAAUCAAAAUGAUAAUUAUGCUACUGAAAAUAAAAAAGGAGUUUUUGAAAUAUUUGGAAAUAAUGAAAAAGUUAAAAGUGAAUCGAAAUUUGGAAUAUUUAAUUAUCUAAAAAGUUAUUUUGAAAAAUCACCAUAUAUAACAAAUUUUUAUAAUUUUGUUGAAAUGUUUUUUAAUAAAUAUGAUCAGCGUGUUUUAGAAUCAACCACAUUUUUUAAUUUUGAUGAAACAUUAUUUUAA
Molecule: messenger RNA, 660 nt
Organism: Plasmodium vinckei vinckei
Lineage: Eukaryota; Apicomplexa; Aconoidasida; Haemosporida; Plasmodiidae
Product: conserved Plasmodium protein, unknown function
Exons: 1
Coding region: 1-660 (219 amino acids)
Source: RefSeq, a predicted model, not a curated record